Xenia sp. Carnegie-2017 is the source of this 744-nucleotide messenger RNA. RefSeq lists its product as uncharacterized. Bases 1 to 744 code for a protein of 247 amino acids. NCBI's taxonomy places the organism in Eukaryota, Metazoa, Cnidaria, Anthozoa, Malacalcyonacea, Xeniidae. The transcript is spliced from 2 exons. The record is from RefSeq and is a predicted model, not a curated record.
AUGGCUACAACUGAUGAACUCAACACCUCUUCAACGACAGAUUCUUCACCUGUCACAUCAACCGCUUCUAUGAUCAACAUCAAACUUCCACCAUACUGGCCUAACUAUCCAGAACUUUGGUUUUCUCAAAUUGACGCUCAAUUUACGACGCGCAAUAUCACCUCACAAAAAACGAAAUACGCUUACGUUGUUGGUUCCCUUCAACCCGAAAUUGCUCAGGAGGUUCGCGAUAUCAUCCUUCAUCCCCCAGCUCGUGAUCCAUUUGACAUCCUGCGACGCGAGUUAAUCCACCGUACCUCAACAUCUGAGCAACAGCGACUUCACCAACUGCUCACAGGCGAAGAACUAGGAGAUCGGAAGCCUUCCCAACUCCUUUGCAAGAUGGAACAACUACUUGGUACCCAGACAUUGCCCCCAUCCAUCAUGAAACAAUUAUUUAUACAACGUCUCCCUACCAAUGUUCAGGCUAUUCUGGCACCUACACAGGACACUCUUGACCUCAACAACCUUGCCAAGUUGGCCGAUAAAAUUAGAGUACAGGCUCUCAAUCUUCGUUUCCCUUCAUCGUCAGAUGUCAAUAACCGUCUACCUCGCCCUCGUCCGCAACCGACUGAUCCCACUCACAGAUCAUCUAAUAAUGGUUAUUGCUGGUAUCACGCCAAAUUCGGCGCCACUGCCCGCAAAUGUGUUCAACCUUGUACUUUCCACACAUCGCUACCGUCAAACUACAACGCCAGACAAUAG